AUGCGUCGAGUAGCAUUAAGAGCACUUCGCACUGCGCGACAAUUACCUGCUCUUUAUAGCACUCGUGGAAGCAUAUUUCAACCUUCAAGCCAUGUUUUAAGAGUACGAUAUUCUUCCGGUAGAGCUCCUAUUCCCAAAUCACCAUCAUCAUCACCAAUACCACUACAGAGUUCUGUCAUCCCAGCACCGAUGCAUUGGCGAAGGCUCUCCCUGGCCGUUGUUUCAGGUUUCGUUGGAUAUGGCGCAUGGUACACAUACAACGGAGACGGAAUUCUCACUAAAGAAGCCAAUCCAAUUUCACCCGCACACCAAUCCCGCGGCUUUGCAACUAACACCAUCUAUCCAGCACCGAUCGGGCCCGAGGAGACCGCGGAUGCAAGGAAGGCUGUAAUUGUCGGCACAGAUGGUCUUUAUACUGACACGAUUGAAGGUCCAAUUUCAAAGGAUACCGACGAUUCUGGCAGAAAGGUUUUAGAAAUGUUGACGCCAGAUCAAGCGACGUCAAAAUUAAGAAGAAAUGAGGAAUCAUAUUUCAUCGGUCGUGGCAAAGGUGUUGUGCGAUAUGAUGUGGUCCAAAUUCCUAGCAACGACCCUAUCGAAGACGAUCAUUCUGAAAAGAUUAUUGAAACCAAUGAAGCAAUUGGUGGAACCCCAAAUUCUGCUUCGGAUUGGAUGUUCUGGGGUGUAUUUGAUGGGCAUGCAGGCUGGACCACUUCUGCGAAAUUACGACAAGUAUUGAUCAACUACGUCGCUAGGGAACUCAAUACUACCUACCAAGCAUCCCCAAAUCCUUCCACAGAAGCCAUUGAAGGCGCAAUGAAGACCGCUUUCACCCGACUUGAUAAUGAGAUUGUACAUGAAAGCGCGCAGAAAGUAAUGAAGGGUAAUUCAAAAUUAGUCGCAGCAGAGUUGUUGGCCCCAGCAUUUUCGGGUUCUUGCGCGCUCCUUUCCUUCUACGAUACAAACACGGGGCUCUUGCGCGUAGCAUGCACAGGAGACUCCCGCGCAAUCCUGGGACGACGAAGUGAUAGUGGGAAAUGGGCUGCGGCAGCUUUAUCGGUCGAUCAAACUGGCAGAAAUCAAGAUGAAGAGGCUAGAAUGCGAAAGCUACAUCCUGGAGAAGACCACGUCAUUAAAAACGGUAGAGUUCUAGGGGGUCUGGAGCCAACUCGCGCAUUUGGUGAUGCAACUUACAAAUGGACACGCCAAGUCUCAGAGCAACUAAAGGAAUCCUUCUUUGGAAGAACCCCAUCUAACCUUCUCAAAACACCCCCAUACGUUACUGCGGAACCCGUCGUCACGACCACCAAGAUUCAACCCGAGAGGGGAGACUUUGUUGUAAUGGCAACAGAUGGACUUUGGGAGAUGCUAUCUAAUGAAGAAGUGGUUGGUUUGGUUGGUCAAUGGAUUGAUAAACAUUCAUCCGAUUCGAACGGAAACUCCGCGAAUUCAUGGACAAAGAUGUUCACCGCUACUCAAAAGGGAUUACCGGUAGAGAUAAGUAAGGAGAACGGUAACAGUGGUCAGAAAGCCCCAAUUCGACAACGUCAAUGGGGUGUUAAGGAGAAUGAUAGAUUUGUUGUGGAGGACAAAAAUGUAGCCACACAUUUGGUCCGAAAUGCAUUGGGUGGAAAAGACAAGGACAUGGUUUGCGCGUUAUUGUCACUACCUGCUCCAUAUUCUAGAAGAUAUCGAGAUGAUCUCACAGUUGAAGUUAUCUUCUUCGGCAAUGGUCCAAAAUCCGGCGAUGUCAUCGUCAAUAAGGAAGCGAGCGCGAGCGCAAAUAUCAAGCCUAAACUUUAA
Molecule: messenger RNA, 1803 nt
Organism: Sclerotinia borealis F-4128
Lineage: Eukaryota; Fungi; Ascomycota; Leotiomycetes; Helotiales; Sclerotiniaceae
Source: the annotation of a GenBank genome assembly